Engraulis encrasicolus (European anchovy) is the source of this 4288-nucleotide messenger RNA. RefSeq names its product ANKH inorganic pyrophosphate transport regulator b (gene ankhb). Gene Ontology annotation, biological process: phosphate ion transmembrane transport. Gene Ontology annotation, molecular function: phosphate transmembrane transporter activity. The record is from RefSeq and is a predicted model, not a curated record. Bases 649 to 2148 code for a protein of 499 amino acids. The transcript is spliced from 12 exons. Gene Ontology annotation, cellular component: plasma membrane. NCBI's taxonomy places the organism in Eukaryota, Metazoa, Chordata, Actinopteri, Clupeiformes, Engraulidae.
UGGAAAAUUUCCCACCCGCUGACAUUUCCGAGACUGAGAUGAACCAGAACCACAAUGACUCGACUGCAUUUAGUCACUGACGAAACAGUUAGCUGGUGAUCCUUUUAUCUACCAUCGCUUAUGUUUUGUGAGAUGCGCCGUGUUCUGUUGACCUGGGUAUCUUUUUCUAUACGCAGCUGGUGACGUCCAGAAGAGGAGUGGCUUUCAUGUACCGACCCCCACGUGUUGUUAGGGAAGGUUGAUGAUUUAAGAAGAGUUAACCAUGGGUACAGCUACUGCAGAAUAGCGGCAAACUGGCGGAAGCUCGGCCUGCGAAUUAUCCUCGCAGGCUCUAAUCUGUCGUGAUCUAAGGACGCCUGCGCGUAAUCACGGCGGCUUCCUCGCCCGAUUUUAUGUAUUUAUUUUUCCUCUCCAUCGAUGGAUGAACAAUGGAGAAGCCGUCAGCAGAAAUUUCUGGUGACCCUCCUCUUUUCGCCUGCAGUAGAUCAUUGUUUUUGAUGCUGUUGUUGUGUAGGAGGGUAGGGACGGACCUGAUCUCGUUGGAUUUCUGCUAGAAAACACCGAGAGCACCAUCGCGCAGCGACUCAGUUUUUCAUCCUCUCGGCUCCAAGCAGCAGAUGUUCGCAGUGCUGUCAUCCCGGCGAAACCAUGGUGAAAUUCCCGGCGCUCACACACUACUGGCCUCUCAUCCGAUUCUUGGUUCCUCUGGCAAUCACGAAUAUUGCCAUCGACUUCGGGGAGCAGGCUCUAAACAGGGGCAUCGCUGCGGUCCAGAAGGAUGCGGUGGAGAUGCUGGCCAGCUAUGGGCUGGCCUACUCCCUCAUGAAGUUCUUCACGGGGCCUAUGAGCGACUUCAAGAACGUGGGGCUGGUGUUUGUCAACAGCAAGCGCGACCGCACCAAGGCCGUCCUGUGCAUGGUCGCCGCCGGGACCAUAGCCAUCAUUUUCCACACGCUCAUAGCCUACACUGACCUGGGAUAUUACAUCAUCAACAAGCUCCACCAUGUGGACGACUCUGUGGGCAAUAAGACAAGGAAGGCUUUCCUCUAUCUGGCAGCCUUCCCACUACUGGACGCCAUGGCCUGGACACAUGCAGGUAUACUUUUGAAGCACAAGCACAGUUUCCUGGUGGGAUGUGCCUCUAUCUCUGAUGUCAUUGCUCAGAUUACGUUCGUGUCCAUUUUGCUCCACAGUCAUUUGGAGUGUCUGGAGCCUCUGCUGAUCCCCAUCCUGUCCUUGUACAUGGGAGCGUUGGUGCGCUUCACCAUUGUUGGCCUGGGUUAUUACAGAAACAUUCACGACACUAUCCCCGAGUCCAGUGGGCCUGAAGUAGGGGGUGACGCCACCAUUAAAAAGAUGCUGAGUUUCUGGUGGCCUCUGGCACUCAUCCUGGCCACGCAGCGCAUCAGCAGGCCCAUCGUCAAUCUGUUUGUGUCCCGCGACCUCAAAGGAAGCUUUGCCGCCACAGAGGCAGUGGCUGUGCUGACAGCAACAUAUCCUGUUGGCCAUAUGCCGUAUGGAUGGCUGACAGAGCUGCGAGCUGUCUACCCUGCUUUCGACAAGAACCCUAGCAACAAGCUAAUGAACAGUGGCACCCCAGUCAGCAAAACCCACAUCAAGAGAUUCACCUUUGUUUGCCUGGCACUGUCCAUCACGCUUUGCUUUCUGGUGUUCUGGACCCCACACUUCUCUGAGAAGAUUCUGGUGGACAUCAUUGGGGUGGAUCAUCACUUUGCUGCGCUCUGUGUGGCUCCGUUACGAAUCUUCUCCUUCUUUCCAUUACCAGUGACCAUCCGAGCUCACUUGACGGGCUGGCUCAUGACCCUGAAGAAGACCUUUGUCUUGGCACCCAGCUCUGUGCUGCGCAUCAUCGUCCUCAUCACCAGCCUCAUAGUGCUCCCUUACAUGGGGGUGCAUGGGGCAACUCUGGGUGUGGGUUCUCUCUUGGCUGGCUUCCUGGGUGAGUCCACCAUGGUGGCGAUUGCCGCCUGGUACGUCUAUCGAAAACAGAAGAAAAAGAAAGAUUCCGAAGGCGAGGUGGUGAUCGAGGGAGAGGAUGCUGCGCCAAUGAAUGAGGUGCGGCGCGCUGGCCCGAUGGAUGACAUUGAGGAGCUGAGGGAGGAGGAAGAGGAGGAGGAGGACGAGUGAGAGCACAGUCUGUCUGAAAAUGCACACACAGGGGCUGUCCGGACUCUCCCUCAGCCUUCUCCAGGGCAGAUUUAUUCCACAGGCUGCAGCUUGAUGCCCCCUGCUGGCCAAAGUCAGUAUGGUUGCGCCCUCAUGUAUAGUGCAACCGAGAGGACCCCCCCCCCCCCUUUUCAGUACCUGCAGCAAUCACGUGGAAACACAUUACUUUUUGCCUGAACAUAUCCCUGUAAUAAUAUCACUAAUCAAAUGCUCACACAUGCAGACAAAAACAUUCACAUCUUCAGACUGUUCCUCUGGUGGUCACCAGGACAGUGGAUAGAGAAGAUAUUAACUUGUACCAAAGCAAUGAUGUGUAAUAAUUAACUAGUUCCUUUCGCUGACAAUUUAUGUGCUGCCGUCCUCAACAUUUGUGAAACCCCAAAAGAAGAAGGAAAACGUUAUAACCACCUCCUAAACUCUUAUCUGCUUGGAUUUUGUUUUUUCUGUAUCUCUCUCUCACACACACUGUUCAGGCUACAUCUCUUUAUUUAACGUGGAACUGAAUGACAAUGAGGUCCCAGUGCUGUAACCUCUGAACUCUUUCUUUGCUGUACAGACACGAAGGAGAAGGUUUUGGGCUUUUAUUAUGAAAGAAAAAAAAUAUGUACAAAGUAAGAAAAACGAGAAAGUAUUUAUCUGCAGAUUUCUACAGGAUUUAAUUAUAAGGUAGUUGGUAAAUCAGAUUGAUGAGUGAUGAAUUUUGGCCAUUUAGAUUACUUAUUUUUUUAUUAUACUAUUAUGUACUCGAUGUAUACAAUGUGGUAUAAACAAAUUUUUUAUGAGUGUGUCAUGAGCUGAACUGUGGGGCGAGAGGUUAAUAUAAACUGGACCACAAGUAUUUUUUAUUUAUCUUCUUUUUUUAAUUGAAUUUUGGCACUUUUGUUUGUUUGUUUGUUUGUUUGUUUUUAUCUCAGGAUGUUCAGUGCAGUAAACCGGUGAUGCAGAAAGUACAGUGAAGUCCAGUUGUAGACCUGCCUUUCUGUUCCUAAACUGUAUUACAAGUUCUCUCCAUUGACAACAAUGCACAAAAUAUUUAAGGUGUCUCGAGCUCGUGUAUAUUUUCUACUGAUUGUAAUGGACAGUGAGAUCUGGACAUGGCUGUGGGGAGGUAUCUGCUUUGUAUUUUGAAAGAAGCAGGGUUAUAAAAACCUGAUUCUUGUCAUCAUUGUCUCCAAUAUGAUUGAGAAAGGGACAGAUUCAUUCUUCUGUGAUUAAAGAGUGGUUAUGUGAUUUGAAAUUGUACUGUUGUUGUACUUUUUACUUCAGCCCAAGUGUCAUGGCCUGAAGACCAUUUGUUCUUGUUACCAUUACCAUGCACCGGCAGUUGAUUUCAUACUAUUAUUAGGCCUUCAAAUCAGACACCUUUCCUUCCUUCCUUUCUUCCUUUCUUUCUUUCUUUCUUUCUUUCUUUCUUUCUUUCUUUCUUUCUUUCUUUCUUUCUUUCUUUCUUUCUUUCUUUCUAUAUUGGAGACAGAACCUAAUUUUGAAGCUCUGUCCCCAAGUAGGCUGAUCUAACCAAUGCAUAAACCAAUUUUCCCUUUUUAUAGAUUAAAUAUUACUGCAGCACUGGACAUGUGCAUGUUAGGUAUCUUUUAUUCUGGGACAAUGUCCCAAGUUUUUUUCAGAUAUAUGUCUGUGCCUCUCUAAAACCACAGCCAAGGUUUCACUGAAGGAAUACUGAUGUCUACAAACAAUAUUCGCCCGCCACAGUGCUUAUUCUUUCCUGAGUGUUUGUACAUUCAUCUCCAUUGCAGCGAUGCAUAUUUUUUAAGGACACCUCACAUUUAUCUUGAGAUGUUUUCCUCCUGGAAGACUUCUACCAUAGUGAUUUACAGUGUAUGGAAGUUUAUAGGUUAACACAUUUCCACAAUGGUUACGGACUAAUUCAAGCCCAUUUACUUGAUGCAUACUUUUCAAAUGUUUUAUUGUUAAUAAUAAAUUACAAAUCUAUCAACCCAGGUUCACUUUCAACAAUGUAUCAUUAUCAACCAAUUAAUUGCUGUGUACGCCCAUCUGUAGCCUAAUGAAAGUAUGCUGGCUGCAACAUACUGGAACAUCAAUCUGGUAAAAGCCUAUCUGUAUUUUGGGUAAUGUUAGACCA